Molecule: messenger RNA, 1281 nt
Organism: Peniophora sp. CBMAI 1063
Lineage: Eukaryota; Fungi; Basidiomycota; Agaricomycetes; Russulales; Peniophoraceae
Source: the annotation of a GenBank genome assembly
AUGUGGGCGCGCUCUGUCUCGACCUUUUAUAACUUGGAAGUCGUCAACACCUUCGUACACCGGGCAGGGCAGGCGCCGCUAUCUAUCGACAUGGACGUCAUGCAUAACCACGCAGAUUGGAUGCCACAACGGGACUCUGUCAGAGACAGACUGUUACAUCCUGAACUCCUCUCUAGGGCGUCCACCUUUGUAACAGGAGCUAUGAACACAUACAACCGCGCGUACUCGCCGUCUAUAAACACGACUCUCACGUCAACCCGGUUUUUCCUACUUAAAGACCUCAGUGUCUUCAUUCCGCAUCGCCUGCACGUCGACGAGCCCUUCAAAGCUCCGCUUUUGCAACGCUUGUCUAUUCGGUCCGACGCCGGAGACAUGGCAUCGUGCCCGAUCUCCGCACGCGUUCUUACGACCAUGUUCAACGACGCGUGUUAUCUAUCUAGCGUGUCGCUGCGUCGCUGCGUGGAUACUACGAGGCGCAGCGUGAAUUAUACGCGCCGAUCGCUGCAGUACUUGUCGUUAGGCUCCUUCGACGAGAGCCUGGUCGACGUCAUGAGUCGUCAAUUUCAGGUCGAAGACGAGUCGCACGUCCUUAUCGAGCUGUAUGGCGUGAGAGAUCUAUCUAUCGCUCUGGACAGCUUGACGACCGCGUUCGGUGCGCGUGGAUCUUCCAUCGAUAGCGUCGAGAUACGAUAUGACAAUGACUUCGCUGCGAGUGAAGAUCGUAGCUCGCCGGCCUACAGUGACGAGUUCUUCGCCUUUCGCGCGAGCUUUCAAUCUGGCCUACAGAUCAUCCUCCGCUAUGAUAUCGCACGUCCUACGUGGACGUGGGAGGCGUUAGCUCAUCUACUCCCAUGCGAAAACGCGCGACAUCUCGGGAUAACAAAGGGACGUUGUUCGGAUCCAAGGGAGCCACCUGCCGACUUGGCUCAAUUCGUCGCCGGCAUGCAUAAAGUUCAUAGUCUACUUGCGACCGACCGCGAAUACUUUGACAUCGUCACCAAGUUGCCGGCCGACAACCCGCUUGCGGUUGUAACCUUCCACUUUCGCGCAAUGGAGUUUGAGGACCUAGUCUUCUUGUGGCACUGGGUGCGGAGCAGGCGCGCAUCCCACCCGUUCCACUUGCACUUGAAAGGUAGUGCCAUAGAAGGGGAUCCCGAUGACUAUCGAUAUGACACUUGGUUUAUGGAGGCACCAACAUUAGCUGCACUUGGGACUGUGUGCGUCCUGCACGACGAGCGCGAAUUCAAGUCUUCCCACUCCGUGCGUGUAUACCGAAAGUAG